Molecule: messenger RNA, 1659 nt
Organism: Cicer arietinum (chickpea)
Lineage: Eukaryota; Viridiplantae; Streptophyta; Magnoliopsida; Fabales; Fabaceae
Source: RefSeq, a predicted model, not a curated record
AUGGAUGCUACUCUGAAAAAGGUUCAUUCAACAGUAUCGCGUAGAAGACGACAAUUUAUAAUGGAAGAUGAUGACCUGAAGGAGCAUACUCAUAUCUCUAUCCCUGAAGAGGAUUACACGAGGAGGAUCAAACAGUACCCGAUAUCUCUAUCCAUGAAGAGGAUCAGACACUAUACAAGGAGUGUCAAUCGAGGAUCAAACGCUACACAAGGAGUGUCAAGCGGUGACCAGGAGGAGGAGGAUGAUCCCAGAGUGCCUAGGAUGAGAGGUGCGUUCGGCCAAAUUAUUCGCAACAUUAUAGGUGGUGAUAGAGGUGAUGGUGUAGAGAGAAUUCCACCAACAGCAUCAAAUAGACGACGAAACGAAGCAAAUCGUCCAAUUAGGCAGCGUCGUCGAAGACAAGACAUCCAUGAUGAUGUCGUCGAGUCUACUGCACAUGCACAUAUGGAGGAGGAUGUCCUUGAGACUCAGAUUGAGGAGGAUAUGGAACAUGCUGAUGAUGCUGGAUUCCCCGGAGGACCGAUGUUGAGACAUGUGUUGACACAGUAUGAGCACCACGUGGCUCGGAGGCUAUGGGAAGGAGAGGAUUGUGGACCGUUAAAAGUCAUUACUCAUGGAUUGAAGUUGAAGAAGUUUUCCGAAGUUCUUGUGCCACAUCCUGUAGAGCAUUGGAUUCGGGAAUCUGGGCUGCUACCUCUGUCUUCGACCUACCUCAUUAUGGUUGAUGCUGGUCUGAUCUCCGCAUUUGUUGAAAGAUGGCACAGAGAGACCAACUCAUUUCAUUUGCCAUUUAGAGAGAUGACUAUUACUUUAGACGACGUCGCGACUCUCCUUCACAUAUCACCCAUGUUUGAGUGUGCGGCUAGAACGUAUCUAUUGCAUUUAGUUGGCAGCACAAUUUUCGCCGAUAAAACACAUACGCGUGUGGAGGCGAAAUACAUCAGUUUAUUUAUUGAUUUAGAUCGUUGUCGAUACUAUUCGUGGGCUGCCGCGACAUUGGUUUUCCUUUAUGACAACAUGGGAGAUGAGGCUGUCCACGACACUCGACAGUUGGGAGGUUACAUGGCCCUUUUACAGUGCUGGAUUUACGAACACUUCCCUAGAAUCUGUAAGCGGGGCGAUAGAGGUGCGGUUCCUGCACAUCUUCCACGAGCAUGUAGGUGGAUUGCAAAACAUGCUGUUGAAGGUGGAUUAGUGACCUAUCGGCAGAGACUUGAUGGUUUGUUGCUUGAGGAUGUAGUGUUUACACCAUAUGAUGAUGAUCGAGCUAAUCAUCCGUUUGAAGAUAUUUCGAUGUUCUCUGGUUAUCUUCGAUGUGGUGGAGUCUCAGUCCCAUAUUUGCCGGAGCGAUGUCUUCGACAAUUUGGUCGUAUUCAGUGCAUCCCGCCUGAUGACUAUUAUCCAUGGUACAUGUCUGUGUCACAUCCUCUGAUCAUUCCUCGGUCUACUGCACAUGCAGGUACAUCCUCUGACCAUCCAUCUUACCAUCCAUCAUCUGCUGCACAUGUGGAUACAUCAUCUGCUGCACAUGCUGGUCCAUCAUCUUUUGACCGAGAUUGUAGAGCAGCUGAGCUUGUACGUAGAGCCAUUAAUUUGGUAGAGCCGUUUAGUGAAAUUCAUGAGAUUUUAAGUGAGUUAAGUCUUUUGUACGAUGAUUAG